UCUUCUUCGGUUUCGGUUUCCUUUCUUAAGAAGUAUCCGCCCACUGAUUUAUUAAGGCAAGCUCUCUCAUGCAAGAGCAUCAGUGCAAAGCAAGAGCAUCCCGGUUUUGCUUGCUUCAGUAAAGUCGACCAAAGAUGGAUCCACUCACACUUAUCGGAGCCGGUAUAGGAGCAGUCGCGACGGUCGUUGCAGCUCCUGCUGUUCUGACGGCGGCGGGGUUCACUGCGGGUGGAAUCGCUGCAGGGUCCGUCGCCUCGUCUUUGAUGUCAGCUGCCGCUGUGGCAAACGGAGGAGGGAUCGCGGCUGGAUCCGUGGUGGCAACUCUCCAAGCUGCUGGUGCUGCUGGAAUCCCUUUGGCAGGUCAAGCCAUCGUGGGAGCUGUGGGAGCCGCUAUGGGUGCCGCUGCCGGCCUGGCUAGCAACUGUACUUCAUAAAUAGUUCUGUUCAAAGCGUUGUAUCAGUAAAUAGCGCUGUAUACCUACCUACCUCUAUAUAUGUUCACUAUUAGUCUCAGUGGUCAGAAUGCUGUGCUGUAUCCGUAGCUUCAGGUUUAGGAGCGUGUGAGAACAUCUUUUCUUACAUAUCUAAAUUCUUUAAGGGUGCUGUUUAUAGCGUUGACAAUACAAGACAAAAAAAAAAAAAAACAUAGAUAUGAUAAACCGAUUUUGUGUAAUUCACUUUUACAUCUCUGUAUUCUGGAACCAUAGGGACUAUAUUUAUGUGCACAACAAACAUAUAUAGCCUAAGUUAUAAGAGUUAUAAGUUAUUUCUAUUGGAUUCCACCGUGUCUUUCCUACUGGGUAUGGCUUUCUAAAGGUUUCAAAAGCGAGCACCUAAUGUAUGGUUGCAAACGUUUGCAUUUAAAAUAUGUAGAGACCUUGUUUAAUGUAAUUAGGUAAAUGUAAUAAACAAUUGAAAUCAUUAAUAAACA
This is a messenger RNA of Puntigrus tetrazona (Sumatra barb), 931 nucleotides long. RefSeq names its product interferon alpha inducible protein 27.1 (gene ifi27.1). Gene Ontology annotation, cellular component: mitochondrion; membrane. Lineage: Eukaryota; Metazoa; Chordata; Actinopteri; Cypriniformes; Cyprinidae. The coding region runs from base 135 to 434 and encodes 99 amino acids. The record is from RefSeq and is a predicted model, not a curated record. Gene Ontology annotation, biological process: apoptotic signaling pathway. The transcript is spliced from 4 exons.